UCUUUCCCGAGUCACUGCUACCCGCACCAUUUCCUAUCAUCGUCAAAAUGCCGCGCGCAGAGGCUGGAAGUACGAAGGCUAUCAGCAACAAAAUCAAACAGAAAGGCUUGGGCAGACUACGAUGGUAUUGCCAGGCAUGUGAGAGACAGAUGAGAGACGAGAACGGCUUCAAAUGCCACGUUCAAUCCGAGAGCCACGUCCGCCAGGUGCUACUCAUCGGCGAGGACCCGAAAAAGUACAUCGAAGACUACAGCAAGCAAUUCAUCGACAACUUCCUCAACCUUCUGAGAACGACGCAUGGUGAAAAGGAGGUCAACGCAAAUCAGUUCUAUCAGCAGGUUAUCGCGGAUAAGACGCACAUUCACAUGAACGCCACGAAAUGGAAGAGUUUGUCGCAAUUCAUCGCCCAUCUCGGUCGCGAGGGUCUUUGUCGGGUACAGGAGUCGGACAAGGGGUUGUUUGUCGCAUACAUCGAUCGGAGUCCGGAGACGAUGCGACGGCGCGAGGCCCUGAUGAAGAAGGAGCGGCAGGAUAAGGGUGAUGAGGAGCGGGAGCAGCAGCAGAUCCAGGAGCAAAUCGAACGCGCUCGCCAGGCUGCGGCGAAGGAGGCGGAGAUCGAUCCUGAGGCUAGGAAUCUGCAGCGCAAGGAGGGUGAGAAGGUGAAGCUUAAUAUUGGGUUUAGUGUCAAGACGAACGGGGAAGCGAAGGUCGAGUCGCCUGCGACAGCCACCCCGGCCGAGGAUAAGGGAAGCAGUGCAUCGGCUUCUCCGGAGACCUCAGCGGCCGCUUCUCCUGCGCCUGCGCCCGCUCCGGCUGCUCUAGCGCCAAAGGUGUCUCUGUCUUUUGGUGGCGGCGGCAACAAGCCUAAGAACGUCUUUGCAACGGCGGUAAAGAAGAACCCACUUGCGGGGAAGAAGGGUCCCGUGAAGGAGGCGCCGAAGAAGAUGACGGAGCAGGAGCGGAUCAUGAAGCAGGAGAUGGAGGCAAUGGAACGCAAGCGUAUGCGUGGGUCAUCUGGUUUCCCGGAUGCCAAACGCCCCAGGGUUUCUUGAGCAGCCGGUCCGGUCGCUUCUAUCUCGGGGCGUGGGCUGAAAGAGCUCACACCUCCCUUCGCCAGUCACGGGGCUAUUGGUCCUCGUCGGCUGGCUUGUGGGAACCUUUCACCCGCAAUGGCCUCUGCUCCAGAGAUGCCAAUAUCUUGAGGUGUCGUUCUUUUGAGAGGCACUUUAUCCUCCGACGGCAUCUCCGCACGGUUCCCGCUACCAGACAGUCGCUUCAAGUUUGCGCACCUUAUGUCCCUGUCACUGACUAGGUUGACCGGUGGUAAAUCUCGAAAGAGCGAGUCUUAGAUAAAUCCACAUUAGAUCGGAGGGUGGUAGAUAGUCCGUCAUAAACUAUUGACCUGUGCUCGUGAGCAGGAUAUGUGCUUCG
This is a messenger RNA of Aspergillus homomorphus CBS 101889, 1431 nucleotides long. RefSeq names its product putative C2H2 finger domain protein (Kin17). Bases 48 to 1052 code for a protein of 334 amino acids. NCBI's taxonomy places the organism in Eukaryota, Fungi, Ascomycota, Eurotiomycetes, Eurotiales, Aspergillaceae. The record is from RefSeq and is a predicted model, not a curated record. Gene Ontology annotation, cellular component: nucleus. Gene Ontology annotation, molecular function: double-stranded DNA binding. Gene Ontology annotation, biological process: DNA replication; DNA damage response. The transcript is spliced from 4 exons.